This is a messenger RNA of Diversispora eburnea, 465 nucleotides long. The record is from the annotation of a GenBank genome assembly. Lineage: Eukaryota; Fungi; Glomeromycota; Glomeromycetes; Diversisporales; Diversisporaceae.
AUGGUGGUGAAUCAAGGCCAAAAAUUUCCCCAAACUAAUGAGACUAAUAAUAAUCUUAAAACUCAAGAAUAUCGGAAAGGGCGCUUUACAGAAGAGGAAGAUCAAGAUUUAAUAAAAUUUUACAAUAUGUAUAUUGAAGAUCAAAGGAAUAAAAUUUUGGCUGUCAUGGAACCUCAUCUGAAUAGGAAUUCGAAAUCUCUGAGAGAGAGAUAUUGCAAUCACCUUGAUCCAAAUGUUGAUCAUAGUGAACUUACUAAAGAAGAGAAGUUAAAAAUAAAAUUCAUUUAUGAAUCUCUAAGGACUACAUCAUUUUCUGAAAUUGCUCGUAUUCUUAAUCAGAGCAAUGUAGAAAGAAACGAGAAACGUCGCACGGACUUUUUAAUUAGAAAUUAUCUUUCUCCUAGAUUAAGAAAAGAGAAAAGAAUUAAAGAUAGAAUGUCAAUUACAAAUAUAUUGAAUAAUUGA